AUGUUCGUUAUUAAAAUUAAAAUUCAAUUUCAUAAUUAUGAAACGAAUUAUUUAAUAGCAUUAGAAUAUUGUAAUUCAAAUGAAGAAGGGAAGUGGAUAUAUUUGUUAUUCUUUUUUUUGUUAUUUGGUAUUUUGAUGAUAAUGAAAUAUUUCAUUAUUAAAUCUUAUCAUUAUUUAUUUCUGUUUUAUAAUUUUACAAAUUUUUCUCUUUUAAAUUUUGUUUCUUUUUAUAAAAAUUAUUCUUUUUUGGUAAUAACCAUUUUUGUUAUUUUAUUUAUUUCUAGUUUCAAGAAGAUUGAUGGAGGAGAGGAAAUUGGUAUGAACUAA
Entamoeba dispar SAW760 is the source of this 327-nucleotide messenger RNA. RefSeq lists its product as uncharacterized. Lineage: Eukaryota; Evosea; Mastigamoebida; Endamoebidae. The record is from RefSeq and is a predicted model, not a curated record. Bases 1 to 327 code for a protein of 108 amino acids. The transcript is spliced from 3 exons.